GGCUCAGCGGCGGUCGCCGUGUGCGGCUUGGCGCGGGCUCACAAAGGGCUGCGGCGGCGCCUCGCGGACAGAGCCGGAGCCGGCGGGGCGGGGGCAGCGGCUCCCCGCGCAGCCCCGCGCCCGGGCCAGCUUGAAUAUUUCAGCACUGCUGAAUCUCGCGCGAGCCGACCACAUUGGAGGCCGGGAUGGUCCUGAGCACGGUUGAGCGUCUUCUUGAAUCUGGAGAUAUCGACCCAAGCACAGUGUUUCCCAGACUGUGUGCCCUGCCCUUACGAAGCGCUCAUUUAACUCAAAGAAAUUCAGCCAUAGCUCUGGGGUCAGCUGGAGGAACAAAUGUGAUGGUAGAUGGCAGAGCUGGUCCUUGCUACUCUCUGAAGAAAGAUUUGAUCACCUGGAGGCUUUUCAAGACCUUAUCCAACCACUUGUUUUUGGCAAGAAAUAUGAGUGGCUGCCCCCAGGUGGUGAUGGCCGCAUGAGCAUCCACCAUGGCCCACCGGAAGCGUCAGAGUGCAGCGAGCGGCAUGUUGGACCACAGGGCAAGGCCGUCCCCUGUGCCCCACAGCCAGGAGCCUGAGAGCGAGGACUCUGAGUUGCCGCUGGAGGCGUAUGUGCCCAAGGGCCUGGAGCUGGCCACACUGCCGCCGGAGAGUCCCACGCCGGAGGAGCAGGAAUGCCACAACCACAGCCCCGACGGAGACUCCAGCUCCGACUACGUGAACAACACCUCCGAGGAGGAGGACUACGACGAGGGUCUGCCCGAGGAGGAGGGCAUCACCUACUACAUCCGCUACUGUCCCGAGGACGACAGCUACUUGGAGGGCAUGGACUGCAACGGGGAGGAGUACCUGGCCCACGGAGCACAUGCCGUGGACACGGACGAGUGCCAGGAGGCCGUGGAGGAGUGGACGGACUCGGCGGGCCUGCACCCCCAUGGCCACGGGUCUGAAGGGAGACAGGACUACCCGGAUGGCCACCUGCCCAUUCCAGAGGACGAGCCCUCUGUCCUGGAGGCCCAUGACCAAGAAGAGGGCAGCCACUACUAUCCCAGGAAAGAGAGCUACCAGGACUGCUACCCCACAGAGGCCAACGGGAACACAGGUGGCACCUCCCCCUACCGCCCGAGGCAUGGGGACGGGGAGCUGGAGGACCAGGAGGAGGACAUCGACCAGAUCGUGGCUGAGAUCAAGAUGAGCCUAAGCAUGACCAGCAUUACCAGCGCGAGCGAGGCCAGCCCUGAGCAUGGGCCCGAACCAGGGCCCGGGGACUCCACGGAGGCCUGCCUGCCUGGCAAGGCCAGCCACAUCCCCAGCAGGCACGAGGCAAGGCCCAAGUCCCUGAAUCUUCCCCCUGAGGCUAAGCACCCUGGAGAUGUCCAGAGAGGCUUCAAGACCAAGACCAGGACCCCAGAGGAAAGGCCACAGUGGCCCCAAGAGCAGGUUUGCAAUGGUUUGGAGCAGCCCAGGAAGCAGCAGCGCUCGGAUCUCAAUGGACCUGUUGACAAUAACAACAUCUCCGAGACAAAGAAGGUGGCAUCAUUUCCAAGUUUUGUGGCUGUUCCAGGGCCCUGUGAACCAGAAGACCUCAUCGAUGGGAUCAUCUUUGCUGCCAACUACUUGGGUUCCACCCAGCUGCUCUCAGAACGGAACCCUUCCAAAAACAUCAGGAUGAUGCAAGCCCAGGAGGCCGUCAGCCGGGUCAAGAGGAUGCAAAAGGCUGCUAAGAUCAAGAAGAAAGCGAAUUCUGAGGGAGAGGCCCAGACCCUGACGGAAGUGGACCUCUUCAUCUCCACCCAGAGGAUCAAGGUUCUAAAUGCAGACACACAGGAGACCAUGAUGGACCACGCCUUGCGCACCAUCUCCUACAUUGCCGACAUCGGGAACAUCGUGGUGCUGAUGGCCAGACGCCGCAUGCCCCGCUCGGCCUCUCAGGACUGCAUCGAAACCACUCCCGGGGCUCAGGAGGGGAAGAAGCAGUACAAGAUGAUCUGCCACGUGUUCGAGUCCGAGGACGCCCAGCUCAUUGCCCAGUCCAUUGGCCAGGCCUUCAGCGUGGCCUACCAGGAGUUCCUGCGGGCCAACGGCAUUAACCCCGAGGACCUGAGCCAGAAGGAGUACAGCGACAUCAUCAACACCCAGGAAAUGUACAACGACGACCUCAUCCACUUCUCCAACUCGGAGAACUGCAAGGAGCUGCAGCUGGAGAAACACAAGGGUGAGAUCCUGGGCGUGGUGGUUGUGGAGUCGGGCUGGGGUUCCAUCCUCCCCACGGUGAUCCUGGCGAACAUGAUGAAUGGCGGGCCGGCCGCGCGCUCGGGGAAGCUGAGCAUCGGUGACCAGAUCAUGUCUGUCAAUGGCACCAGCCUGGUGGGGCUGCCCCUUGCCACCUGCCAAGGCAUCAUCAAGGGCCUGAAGAACCAGACACAGGUGAAGCUCAACAUUGUCAGCUGUCCCCCAGUCACCACUGUCCUCAUCAAGCGGCCAGACCUCAAGUACCAACUGGGCUUCAGUGUGCAGAAUGGAAUUAUCUGCAGUCUCAUGAGAGGGGGCAUAGCCGAGCGAGGGGGUGUCCGCGUCGGCCACCGCAUCAUUGAGAUCAACGGGCAGAGCGUGGUGGCCACAGCCCAUGAGAAGAUCGUCCAAGCUCUGUCCAACUCUGUUGGGGAGAUCCACAUGAAGACCAUGCCUGCCGCCAUGUUCAGGCUCCUCACGGGCCAGGAGACCCCACUGUACAUCUAGGCUCGCUGGCCUGGCCACACCGUAGAGCUGGACGCUGGUAGGCCUGCCCGGGCCGGAGGAGCCGGAGCCAGACGCGGGCGAGAACCUAACUUCUGACACCACAUCCUGACAGGGACACUGGCUCUCCAAAGGUCAUGCCCUCGCCACCACUUCUUUUUUUUUUAUUUUGCCAAAAAGGAGUAUAUCUUUAUCAAAAGAGAGUCACAGAACAAAUCUUUGUAAAACAGUCGAGUAUUUUGCCACAUUUUCUCACUGCGACUGAACCAUUCUCACUGAACCAUUUUCUCACUGCGACUGACCAAGGGCGUGGCCCGGUCCCUUGUGUGGUGUGGUAUGGUGUGGUGUGGGUGUCUUUCUUCCCUGAAGCUGUGGAGCGUGAACUCGGGAGCCUGCCGGGUGGUCUGAACGGGGCCUCCAAGGGCUGCACCCCUGGGCAGGCAGCGGCCACCCCUUGGCUGGACCUCUGGGGCCUGGGUGGGACCCUAACAUUCUCGACAGCAGCCUCUGCAGGAAUGUGGCAGCCAGCUCCCAGGGUGUAACUUGUAAUGAAAGUUUGGGGACAUGUGGGUGAUUAUAAAUAAAGGAUGAUGGCCACAACAUCAAAACUCCCUAUUUAUUUAGAUAAAGCUACUGUUUGGAUUUUUAUUUUGGCAAGCUAUCAUUCAGACUUUAGGGUUUCCCGUGGCGACCCGGGACCACAUCUGGAUCUCCUGCCCUACCUGGGCACCCAGUGGGACACACACAUCCACACAUGGACAUGCUCCCCUGAAAAAAAUAAAAACCCACACUAGGAAACUUGAUCUCUGCCAUUCCUGAGGGAGCCAGCUGGGAGCGCUGCGCCACGGCCCUGGGCAGUAUCAGCGUGUGUGUAGAUAAAGUCAGAUAUAGUCUAGCUCAGUCCAUUAGAGACCCGUGUUAACUGACGUCAUUUUGUCUGGAAGUCUUUUUUUUUUUUUUGGCCCAGGCCUUGAAGAAUACACUGUGACUUAAGAAGCCUUACCACGCAGUACUAAAGCUUUAGGGUUACUGUCAUUGAGGAGUGCCGUGUGUUGCAUGCAGCUGACCUUAGGACGACUUCACGCAUAUCAAUAAUAAACCUGAAGUCCU
This is a messenger RNA of Nycticebus coucang (slow loris), 3842 nucleotides long. RefSeq names its product amyloid beta precursor protein binding family A member 2 (gene APBA2). NCBI's taxonomy places the organism in Eukaryota, Metazoa, Chordata, Mammalia, Primates, Lorisidae. Gene Ontology annotation, molecular function: protein binding; amyloid-beta binding. Gene Ontology annotation, cellular component: cytoplasm; dendritic spine; plasma membrane. The transcript is spliced from 16 exons. The record is from RefSeq and is a predicted model, not a curated record. Gene Ontology annotation, biological process: chemical synaptic transmission. The coding region runs from base 486 to 2735 and encodes 749 amino acids.